AUGAUCUCGAGGUGGGUGACCAAGUCCUUUUCCACAGCAGCCCGCAAGCUGAACGAAUCAACCGGCAUCUCUUUUACAGAUGUCGCCAACAAAGCUGCUGCCAUGAACCCCAUGUCGAACGUCAUCACGCCGACAGACGUCGGCAGAGACGCCAAGAGUAAAGCUUCUCGGAGACCCAACGAGCACACGGUCAAGUACGUGCUCAACUGUCUGUUUACCAAGAACAACACACAUUUCACGUACUCCGCCGUCGUAGAGGAUCUGAACUUCCUCCGGAACAACCCGGAGGCCUCCUACAACGACAAGUUCCUAUACUACCUGCAAUUACCUCAGAAGGUAAAGUUCAGGGUUUCGACGGGCAAUCUCGGGUUCAGAAAGGCCGCUCGCGGCGAGUACGAAGCCGCGUUUCAAACAUCGGCGCGACUUUUCCAGAUGUUACAGGAAAAACGACUUUUGGACCGUAGCAUUGAAAUCGUUCUCAAGGACUUUGGUAAGGGCAGGGAAGCCUUUGCCGCGGCUUUGAACGGUAAAGAAGGGACCGCAGUACGCAAGAACGUGGUGCGCGUAAGCGACGCGACACCUUUGAAAUUCGGUGGUGUCAGAGCUCCAAGACCAAGAAGGUUGUGA
Molecule: messenger RNA, 627 nt
Organism: Lachancea mirantina
Lineage: Eukaryota; Fungi; Ascomycota; Saccharomycetes; Saccharomycetales; Saccharomycetaceae
Source: the annotation of a GenBank genome assembly